AUGAGUCCUCUCAAGAGCAUGGCUAACGGGGGCUUCCUUCCCACAGUCAAUAAAAACAGAAAGCCAAAGUUUGAGCUACACCUAAAGAUUUACGACUUAAACAACGUCCCGCUAGUAUCCGGAACAUCAAUAGUAAAAUGGCAUCUCUCGCAUUCCAUCCACGCCGAGCACCGGGGACGGACGCCGAAAUGCCCCAUCUCCAACCACAAGGUUGAGUACAACUACUCCAAGACGGUCAGCCACAUUCGGAUCAGUAUCGACAAAAACAACAAUUUGACCGAGUGUCCCAUCGAAUUCGAGGUCUUGCAGGAGUUUCCGGGCACCGGCCGCGAGGAAAAGAUCUCCCUUGGCAUCGUCAAGCUCAAUCUCAGCGAGUAUGUCGAGGAGAGCGACGGUCUCGCCCGCGAGAGCGUGAGCUUCGACCGUAGUCACUCGCGCAAGCGUAGCAGUGGCACGAGUCAAAGCCCGUUGUCGCCAAGAGCCCCAAUCACGGAUGAUCCGGACGUCGUGGAUGGCAUCGUCAGGCGCUACCUCAUGCAGGAGAGCAAGAUCAACAGCACUCUAAAGAUUGGAAUCCUGAUGCUUCAGCUCGACGGCGACAAGAACUACUCUGCGCCCCCUCUGAGGACUGCGCCUGUCUUUGGAGGGAUCGCCGGCAUUGUGGCCGGUGAAUCGGUUGAACAAGACGACGCUGGACAGCUCCCGACCAUGGCCAAAUCCCGCGACGCCUCCGAGGUGCAAGACAUGUACCGCCGCGCCCUCGCAGCUUCCUGGUCCUGCCAGCCUGACGAACUUUCUGCUGACCAAUGCAUCGAAGACAUCUUCUCCGGCGGCGAUGGCUGGCGGACAGGCCGCCAGGGACGUACCGGCAAAAAGACGGCCACAUUCGACCUUGAAAACGAUGGUUCCCUCAGUUCCGAUGAGGGCACCAUGGGCGGCACCCUUCGUCCUUCUGAUUUUCGUAAAAUGGAACGGAAGCAGCAACAAGGGCAGCAACAGCAACAGCAGGAGCCGCCUCAGCAGGACCACCUCCGCCUCCACCACCUUCACAUUGGUCACCGACAUCACUCCCGCAACAAUAGCGGUUCCAGCGAAAGGAGCAUGACGACCGUCGUUACUGGUCGCGGCGACGCUGCCAGCAGCACCGCCGGGGCGAGCAACGUUGCUCGUCGGGGGUCUCACAGUCGCUUACGGGGCCGAGAGGGGGAAGGCGGCACCAGUCGACGCAGCUAUGGCCGAUCGAGGAGCCGCAGCGGCAGCAUCGUGAGCCUAGCGCCGACUAUGGGCAGCAGCGACCGUGGACGCGAGGCGUCGAGACGAAAUAGAGAGCUUGAGGAAUUUAACGUGCGAGACGAUCUCGUCGCCUGGAGGUUGCCCGGUGCUGUCACAUAAGCGGGAUAGCGGGACAAAGCAGAGACGAAGGAGUGGUUCCCGUGACCUUGUAUUUGGGCAUUUGGGCCACUAUCCAUAUUAUAGCGAGGUGUUGAUAGGGAGGCGUACAUUUGCAUAAACGAUGCCCCUCUUUUUCUUUCCUUCAUCAUCAGCAACGCAUUCUUGGUUCUCUUCACACGAAGCUAAUAGAAACCUGUACUUUGGUGUCGCUUGCCAACUGCUGUGGUUUAUAGACUCAGUUACGCAUUCCGUGCCCGGGGUUCGACAAGAUGCUCAGUAUAAACAUCCAGUGACCCGUAUCCUAGAACAACUCGAGGGAAGCUCAAUGUCUCUGACUCCUUCAAUGCUCUUUC
This is a messenger RNA of Colletotrichum navitas, 1745 nucleotides long. Its product is annotated as N-terminal C2 in EEIG1 and EHBP1 proteins-domain-containing protein. NCBI's taxonomy places the organism in Eukaryota, Fungi, Ascomycota, Sordariomycetes, Glomerellales, Glomerellaceae. Bases 1 to 1392 code for a protein of 463 amino acids. The transcript has 4 exons. The record is from RefSeq and is a predicted model, not a curated record.